Moesziomyces antarcticus is the source of this 2301-nucleotide messenger RNA. RefSeq names its product ABC1-domain-containing protein. The record is from RefSeq and is a predicted model, not a curated record. The transcript has a single exon. Lineage: Eukaryota; Fungi; Basidiomycota; Ustilaginomycetes; Ustilaginales; Ustilaginaceae. Gene Ontology annotation, biological process: lipid homeostasis; mitochondrion organization. Gene Ontology annotation, cellular component: mitochondrial inner membrane. The coding region runs from base 1 to 2301 and encodes 766 amino acids.
AUGCUCGGACUGCACGCGACGACGGCUCGCUCCGUUGCAUCCGCAGCACUGAGGCGUCCGCAGUCGAGCGCACACUGUUGGCUUCCGUCGCGGUCGCUGCAUCUGUGCACCAACACAGUGGUCUCUCGGAGCGGUCAGAGCAGCCACUGGCAAAACAUCAAGCCUUUCUCCACCCUCGGCCCGCUCGCGGAUUCGAGAAGGCCGACGUCACCUGGCGCGCCCUCCUCGUCACCGGACGCUUCUGAUUCAGGCAAGUCCGCCGACAACAGACCCUUCCGAAAGCAGUAUCCGCCGGUUCGCCCGCAGCCCAAGCCCAUCAACUUUGAUCAGCCCGCCAUCCCGAAUCCAAAGGAGACCGCCGCAGCCCAUGCCCAGUUUCGUCGCAACAGCCGCCGCGUCGGAGUGGCGCUACUGGUGCUGAUCCUCGUCGGAGCUGUCGGGUAUCAGCUGCAGGACACUAUCCAUCUCGAUGGCUCGCAGCCGCCCAUCCGGGGACUGCAGCUGCCCCAUGAUGAGAUGGAGCGUCAGGUUCGCGAGGCUCAAAAGUCUCAGGCCAACAGCACCAACUUCGCCCUACUCGCACUCACCCGUUCCACCACCAUCGCCAAGGCCGUCGCCCUCUGCGUUUGGGACUACCGCUCCACCCUCAACAAAACCUACUCCUCGCGCGAAGAAGAGACCGAAGAGCUGCGCCAGUGCCAUCUGCGCUCGGCUCAUCGCAUCCUUGCUGCCUUGCAGACCAACGGCGGCCUCUACGUCAAGCUUGGCCAGCAUCUUUCCGCCAUUGUCCUGCUGCCACCCGAAUGGACAACCACUCUGCGACCUCUGCAGGACCAGAACACCCCGACUCCCUUGCCCGAGCUCGAGGCCAUGUUCAGGACCGAAACAGGCAUGAGCUUCAACGAGGCCUUCAGCGAGAUCGACCCCAAACCCAUCGGUGUUGCUUCGCUCGCACAGGUGCAUCGUGCGGUGGAUCGACAGACGGGCCAGCAGCUCGCGCUCAAGAUGAUGCAUCCGGACGUCGAACGCUUCUCCGAAGUCGACAUGAAGACGGUCACAGUGCUCGUCAAGUGGGUCAAGCGUCUUCUUCCUGACUUCAGCUUCGAGUGGCUCGCAGACGAGAUGAACGAGAACAUGCCGCUCGAAAUGGACUUCCGCCACGAAGCACAGAAUGCCAAGAGGGCAGAGGAUGACUUUGCCGCCUAUCGAACCACGUCCGUCUACAUCCCCAAGGUCAAGUAUGUCUUCAAGCGUGUCAUGGCCAUGGAGUUCAUCGAUGGCCGCAGACCCGACAACCUGCGCUACCUUGCCGAGCACGACAUCGACCGUAACAGGGUCAGCCAGGAACUCUCGCGCGUCUUCUCCCAGAUGCUCUACUUGCACGGCUUUUUCCACGCCGACCCUCACGGUGGCAAUGUUCUCAUCCGUCCCGCACCGCCAGGCAGUCGAUCGCGCUACAACUUUGAAGUCGUCCUUCUCGAUCACGGUCUCUACUUUGACAUCGACCCGCAGCUUCGCGCCAACUACGCUCGCUUCUGGCUUUCGCUCCUCAAGCGUGCGAGCCCGGAAGUGACGGCAGAGCGACGCAAGUAUGCAAAGCUCAUUGCCAACAUCGAUGACGACCUCUACCCGAUCUUGGAGAGCGCCAUUACUGGCAGAGCCGGCCUCGAAGGUAGCGACCCGAAGAACCCACUCGGCGUCAAGGAUCGCAACCGCGCAGGAAGUCUCCUGGACAUGGAUGGCGGUAGCAAUCUUUCCGACGACGAACAAGAGCACAUUCGCAAGACGGUCAUGGAGAAGGAGGGCCUCUUUCUCUCGAUCCUCGACCUGCUCCGUCGUCUUCCGCGCCGCAUGCUGAUGGUGCUCAAGCUCAACGACCUCACCCGCUCACUCGACGCAAGUCUCCACACUACACAUGGCCCGACUCGACCUUUCCUCAUCGCCGCUCGCCUCUGCGCACUGGCGGUCUACCGUGACGAUCUGAAGCAGCUCAAAGAGCGUCGGGCGAGUGGCCGCGCGAGCCUGCUCACAUCGCUCUCGCUGUGGAAGGACUACUUCCGCGCAUGGUGGUCAUUCGUCUACUUUUACCGAGGGCUUGCGCUUGUGGAGAUGGCGUCAGACAUCCGCGCGCGAUGGAAGAAGAUCGUUCAAUUUGGUGCCAAUAGGGUCGGAAAAGAAGGCAGUGCAGAAAAGGCAAAGAGCGCAGCCGCGGGCCUGCAUGAUCAAGCAGCGCGCGACAUGAAGGACGAUGAAGAUCGCAGGCGCGCAAAGCUUGCGCUUCAGGACGAACCAGCUCGAUAG